CGACGAUGUUGUUGCUCCUUGGGAUGUCACAUGAGUCAGCAAACAACGCUAGACACUUGCGUUGAAAAGAGUUCCGACCAAUCGGAGCGCAGGGUGAGCGCGCCCAAUGAGAGAGAGAGAGAGAGAGAGAGAGAGAGAGAAGUGAACUGACGCGAAUACUGUGCUGUGAUUGGAUCUUUACUGACCAAUCCGGAGGCACAGGUGGGCCGGUCUGCACUAGGCGGGGCUUGGGGCUUCAGUCGACACCUGCGCAGGAGAGGCAAGGAUGGGCGAAGUGGAGAUCUCACCCCGGGCAUACGUCAAGAUGUGCCUGCAUGCGGCCCGCUACCCCCACGUGGCAGUGAACGGAGUCCUCCUGGCCCAGAGGCGCCGGCCAGCUGCUGGUCAACCAGAAUGCCUCUACGUCACAGACUGUGUCCCCCUUUUCCACAGCAACCUGUCCCUCACCGUGAUGCUGGAGGUGGCCCUGAACCAGGUGGACAUUUGGAGCUCAGAGUCUGAUUUGCUCCUCGCUGGCUAUUAUCAGGCCAACUCUGGCAUUGAUGACAAAAGCCCUUCCACCCUGGCACAAAAGACCGCUGGGCGCAUUGCUGAACUCUGUGACGAGGCGGUGCUGAUCAUGUUGGAUAACCGCAAGUUUACGAUACAUCCUCAGCUUCCUCCAAUAACUGUCUUGGAGCAGAAGGAUUGUCAGUGGGUUCCUAAAGACAAGAACCUGGUCAUGUGGACCGACUGGGAAUCCUCUCGACACAUUUGCAAGUCUCUCCUGGAGGCCAAAGUUUAUUCCCAAUUGGUUGACUUUGACAGCCACCUGGAUGACAUCAGACAAGACUGGACCAAUCAGCAACUGAAUACGGAAAUCGCCCAGUUGGUGUCCGUCGCCAAUGGCAGCGCGUGAAGGAGAGCAGAUUUGCCGUUGUCUUCCAUGGCCCCCUCCAGCACUUGGUUCGUCAGGGACAUCCAGAACGUUGGACGAGUCCAGAUAGCAGCUAGGACCGUGUGACCGGAGCCCCGCCCCUUUUUAUGGCAUGGCCGCCAUCUUGACUUUUUUGCCCUCCCCGUCCCCCAGGUAAAUGCCUCUCCUCGUGAACAGAACGGAUGGAUUUGCAACUGGUCUCUUUAUUUAUUCCACCUUUGGAAAAGAUUUACCCCAAAUGUUCUUGUGUGAAAAAGAAAGGGGGGGGUUACCGCACCCCCGCCCGUUUUAUCCAGCGGAUAAUUUCAGACGAUCUCUACCAUCCGUGCUGCUAGAUUUUAUAUUUAUCAAGCCUGCGUUUGUAAACGCUUCUAACCCCAAGGGAGAAGCGCUGCGGCAUUUCUUAGCUUAAGACCUGAAUUAAAUGUUCCCCUCGACGUG
Molecule: messenger RNA, 1357 nt
Organism: Python bivittatus (Burmese python)
Lineage: Eukaryota; Metazoa; Chordata; Lepidosauria; Squamata; Pythonidae
Gene: EMC9
Product: ER membrane protein complex subunit 9
Cellular component (GO): EMC complex
Source: RefSeq, a predicted model, not a curated record